Pochonia chlamydosporia 170 is the source of this 1083-nucleotide messenger RNA. RefSeq names its product phenylacetaldoxime dehydratase family protein. The record is from RefSeq and is a predicted model, not a curated record. The transcript has a single exon. The coding region runs from base 1 to 1083 and encodes 360 amino acids. Lineage: Eukaryota; Fungi; Ascomycota; Sordariomycetes; Hypocreales; Clavicipitaceae.
AUGGCUUGCCCAAUCCGAACAUAUCCUCUCCUGCAACCAGCAAAUCACAAACCUCCCAUCCCUAGAUGGCAGCUGGUGUUAAACGAAGGCAUAGACCGAGUCUUCACAGUUUACAUUGGCAUCCAACCCCUCGGCAAUGCCAAGGGCGUGAUAGACAAGACAACCAGCACGAUACAACAAUGGUUAGAAGAACAGAGCCCUUCUGCACCACUGGCGUUUGAAACUUUUGGAGUUAUCGACGGAGAUGACUCUCGCGAUGCCAAAGUCUGGGUUUGCUACUGGGACAAUGACACUGCUGGGAAAGAGGGCUUACAACGACUCAACUUACCCUCCAUCUACUCGCAGUUGUCCACAGAUGACAAGUCUUCUAUUGGAUUGUGGAGUGAGAGUUUCUCUACUUUAGUCUCUCGAUUAGAGACCAAUUACUCUGGAUUAGACUAUCUACCUGGCAUAGCAAGAAUGCAAGGCACAACUACCGAACCACACAACAUGACGGCGUACUGGGGAGCUGCACGAGAUCGCAUCCCAGACUCUGCGCACGACCUAUUCGAGAAAGACGAUCUAAGCAAAAAACAGCCUGAGAUAAUCCAAAAUCCCACAGGGAAACACUUAGUCGGCACCAAUUACAAUAACAUGGUGCACAUCCGCUCCGGCCAAUACUGGGAGACAUGCGACACCGAAGAGACGGCCUCCUACGAGAACAAUCUAGAACCCACGUUAAACAAAGGCCUCCAAUAUCUCUGGGAGAAUCGCAACGUCAGCGGAGCAAUAGGACUACGCUACCUUCGCAACACAGACGGAACAGAUAAAGUGCUCAAGGAAACAUGCGGCGCAGGCUUCUUCCAUAACCUGCAGAACUUGGAAGAUUGGGCAAAGAGUCACCCUUCGCAUCUGGCGAUAUAUACUGGCGCAAUUAGACAUGCUAAGAAGUUUGGGGAGGAUCGCAAGUUUCGGACGUGGCAUGAGGUGUCGGUGCUGAAGGGGGGAGAAGCGAGUUUUGAGUAUUUGAAUUGUUUGCCUGGGACGGGUGCGAUCCCCUUUUUGGGGCUCAGGGAGGUUUCAUUGGAAGUCAAUGGUACAUAA